AAAAAAUCAUGAUACAGAGACAGAGACACAAUGUAUAUACAGAAGAAAGUCGAUACCAUGGUCUGUUGACUGCUGAAACAUUUCACACAGAGACAUUAACACUGCCUCUUAUUGUACAUUAUUCUUAGCUUUGAAGGAAAAUUAAAUGCUUUACUUGAUGGUUUCCGUGUAUAAAUGGAUACUUCUAGAGAACUCCACAGCACCUCCACCAUCAGAAACGGUAAAAAAAAUGUUGCAACAUUUCUGUAUUGGACAUUUCUGUACUGGUGAGUGGAUUUCUCUCUACAGAUGAAAGAAGAAGUUGUUUGAAAAUAAAUUUAAAGAUCAUGUGACACCACUGAAGUAGUGCAUUUGGAGAGGGAGACGGAUGACUUUGUUAACUUUUUUUAUCUGAAUCACUGUGUAAAUAUCAGAUAAUGGGAAACCAAAUUUUAAAUGCCCUACACUACCAAUCAUAUGAGGCAUUACCAAUGACUGACCCAGAUGAUACUGAUGGUAACCUGAAAUCAUUGCAAUCUAAUGGACUAGAAGAAGAGGAAGAAGAAAGAAAACCUGAAGAAAGUUUCCAUUUAUUCACAAACAGUGUAGCGUUUUAUAAGGAUUUAUGCAUCUAUGAAAAGGCAUUCAAUGAGCAGAAACUGGGACUUCAUACUGGAGAAACACUGUUAAACAUCUGUAGGCCAGGGGAUCUUGUGGAGUUUAUUUUAAAAGAUGGACACUCUCUCUGGGUUGUCUAUACUGGAGAUUUUCAGGUUGUUCACUUGAGCGGUGGUAUUAUUAAGAAGUCUUUUUUGCUGGAUAUAUCAGGUAGCUACAAGGGAAGGAUUGUCAAUUCCGUGUACAAAUUUCCUGAAUCCAGUGCGGACAUAGUAGUAAAAAGAGCAAUGGAACAGGUCACUUCAGGAGAAAGCACAGGACUCUGGCCUAAUUCAGAAAGCUUUGCAGCCUGGUGCAUGUUUGGGAAAAAGGAAUUUAAGAAGGGAGGAGAACUGCGAAUUGGUAAACAGCCUUACUUACUUCACCUCCACAAGGGUGAUGGCACAGCAGAAACAUUAAACUUCCAAACCCUUUUAGACCUUAUAGAGGAGAAAAUUAAAAAAGAACAAGCUGAGGAAAAGGGGAUACAUUUUGUUAUGCAAGGCUAUUAAGUGGAGAAAUUGUAAAAAUAAGUGUUUCAGCAUAUCCAAAAGUGACUAUGUAUAUAUAUAUUUCCUUUUUGGAGAGGACAUUCACCGGGAAACAAUUUAGAGCUCAUUAUUUAUUUAUUUUUUCAUAUUAUUUAAAAUAAGUUACAUUAGAAAUUUCAAGUAGAAACCUUAAUAUUCUAGUCUAUGAACAACAUUUUCUGACCACACUCCUUCACCUCUCAAAUGUAUAUUCUCCUCACUACAGCCAGAUUUCAAGGUACAUUUUCCUCAAGAAAACUAUGUAAAGUCAUCUUGCAAGUGUAGCAAACUCUGCUAAGGUUUUAUUAUAUGAUUUUAAAUACUCUUGUUAAAGGAUAUGAAAUGUGCAUUUUAGGGGCAUAUAGCUCACAGCCACUAGCCUUGUUCCUUACAGCCCACAGCUUGCAUCAAACUCUUGUGAUAGGCAUCUUAGUAACAUAUUACUUAGAUAUUAGAUAUUUAAAGCACUGAACUUUUAACUCAAACCAGGUGCCACUUAAGCAGAAACUGCAGAAGAGGAUUAAUAGUACAAGUAACCAGUGUGCAGUCAUGUUAACACCAGCACAAGAGUAUGUUGUUAAUUUCAAUUUAGUUGGAUUCUGAAGCAGCUGUCCGUAUCUAUGGGAGUAAUACAAAUGUUGACCUUUAUUUUUGUCUGUAUAACACUUCUUCAAUGUAAGUCAGCAUUUGCACAUUUCUGCACUAAACAAAGAACACUGUUUUUAAUGAGUUUCAUUCCACUUAAAACAGAUUUUAGAUUUGUGUCUAAGGACAGCUAAGACCAUCACUGAAGUGCCAUUCUAAAAUGAAAAUAUAUAUAUAUUCUAAAUCCAAGAAAGUAAUAUUUUGAAGGCUAUUCAGAAUGUAAUGGACUGAAACACAGCUGUAGACAGACCUGUUGUAAUAUCCACCCUACUGUCUAAAUCCAGCUGGUAAGUAUACUGACAAUACUUUUUGAUUUCAUAUUAACUUUAGAUGACAAGAUCAUUCAGUCUUAGUCUACGAUGGGAUACUUUAAAACAUAAAUGUAAACCUUAUAUUUGUUGCAAUACUUCUUACAAUAGCUGUGAAAUGGCAAAAUUAUUUACUGCAGCUUGUCUUUAAAAUUAAAGAAACAUAAACUCUCACUGUCAAAGUUAAUUCCUUUUCUGAAGAUGCACCUCUUGCUGUUUUUCCACAACCAUCUCACUCUUUCCCUGUUGUCUUACAUUUCUGAGUCACUUCCACCCUUGCCUUGUUGUUGCUAGCAGAAUUGUGUUUGUUGAGGGAACAUACCAGGGCUAUCAAUAUCCAAAUAAUGCCAAAAAGAUUUCUGCUAUCAUUUUACCACUGUAUUCUGGUGGGGCUGGAGUUUUGAUGUUAGCAUACUGCUCACUUUAACUGGAAUGCCAAUAUUACUUUUUCAUGUAGUGUUUCAAAUGUGUACUUAAGUAUG
Messenger RNA from Protopterus annectens (West African lungfish), 2601 nucleotides. RefSeq names its product protein LRATD2-like. The transcript has a single exon. NCBI's taxonomy places the organism in Eukaryota, Metazoa, Chordata, Ceratodontiformes, Protopteridae. Bases 417 to 1148 code for a protein of 243 amino acids. The record is from RefSeq and is a predicted model, not a curated record.